This is a messenger RNA of Closterium sp. Naga37s-1, 1107 nucleotides long. The record is from the annotation of a GenBank genome assembly. NCBI's taxonomy places the organism in Eukaryota, Viridiplantae, Streptophyta, Zygnematophyceae, Desmidiales, Closteriaceae.
AUGCUCGCAGUCGCGUCAUCAUCGCGCCGUUACCAUGCGUGCAGCUCGUCGUCCCAGCCUGCAGUCCAAAUCGACGGCCUAGAUCCGUCGGAAGGACUGGAUCCGAUGGUCGUGAUGGCGCGUUUCGCCGGCGAGUCGGGCAUGCGGCCUUUCCUGUCAACGGAUGGUGAUGCAGCGUCAACAGCAAGCGGCGACGCAGCCAGCGACGCCAUCAACGACGCAGUGAGCGACGCUGGCGCGGAAACAUUUCUCUUCCCCACGCCUCCGCGCAGCCCGCGCGAAGGCUCCCGCGCGGCGCUCGGGUUCCGCCACCGCCGUCGCUGGAACUCGUUCAGCGGAGCUCAAGAGCUUCCGGGGGGGUGCGGAGUCUGUGACGCUCCGGAGUCCCUGGAUGGUGCUACUAACGGGGAUAUUGCUUAUUAUGGUGCUAGUACUAACGGGGUUAUUCGGAUUUCUGGUGGUGAAGAGAACACACGCAGUGCUGAAGAACGUUGUGACCUAACACGCCUGCCCCGCCCGUCCGCAGCGCAUUAUUCUGCACCCCCCGCUGCUGCCGCCGCCGUUGCUGCUGCUGGUGCCACGUCACCGCUUCCUGCUGAAUCACUGAGGCGGCCAGAUCAGAUCUACGGCUCUAAAUCCAACGCCAUGUGGCCUCGCAGUCAGAGCCACUCUGCAGUAGUGGGCCGACGAGAUCCGAGUGAUGGCUCUGAUACCAUGGGGGGACGGCGCCUGGGCCGGCACCGGCGCAUACGUACAGUCACCGCACGGGUUAAGAAGAGAAUCCUCAGUGGAGAAGCAGUCACAGUCUCCCCAUGUGGCAGCGGCAUGCUCUCUGAAGACUCCACACACUGGCCCUGCCUUCCCUGCCUCCUUAUCGUCGACACCACCCCUCUCCCCUCCUCCCUUGUCGUCUCCUCCCUUGUCUCCCCCACCACUGUCCAUGCUGUCAUCCUCAAAGCCCAUCUCGCUGCCGCCACCCUCAAAACCUACCCCUCGUCUGUCUCGAUCCAAACCUGUCACGGGCCGCUCAGCUUCGGGUCGUUCUUGUUCGCCAGAUUCCUAUGCACAGUUGAACUGCAAUGCUACUUCCUCCACUCUCCCCACUAA